Messenger RNA from Salarias fasciatus (jewelled blenny), 512 nucleotides. It is a transcript of the gene fgf1a, whose product is annotated as fibroblast growth factor 1a. Lineage: Eukaryota; Metazoa; Chordata; Actinopteri; Blenniiformes; Blenniidae. The record is from RefSeq and is a predicted model, not a curated record. The transcript is spliced from 3 exons. Bases 1 to 471 code for a protein of 156 amino acids. Gene Ontology annotation, molecular function: growth factor activity.
AUGGCGGACGGGGAGCAGGAAGCGGCGGGGGACCAAACGCUGGCGUGCGGCCCGCCGCCGGACUACCGGCGGCUGACUCGGCUGUACUGCAUGAACGGCGGAUUCCACCUGCAGAUCCUCCCCGACGGGACGGUGCGCGGCCAGAGGGAGGACGGGGACGCGCACACUGUUUUAAAGCUGAAAGCCGUGGCCCGGGGCGUCGUGGUCAUCCAGGGAGCAGAAGCCCAGCGAUAUCUGGCCAUGAGCGACGAAGGACGCCUGUACAGCUCGCCGCAGGUCACUGACGAAUGCUACUUCCUGGAGAAGCUGGAGGAGAACCACUACAACACCUACCAGUCCCACAAGUACCAGGACCACAGCUGGUACGUGGCUCUGAAGAAGAACGGGAGACCCAAGCUGGGCCCGAGGACCCACAUCGGACAGAAGGCCAUCUUCUUCCUGCCGAGACAGCUGGACGACUCCCGGGGCUGAAGACGCAUUCCAACACAUACACACACAGGAAAUCCGUAUAC